Molecule: messenger RNA, 2482 nt
Organism: Aspergillus japonicus CBS 114.51
Lineage: Eukaryota; Fungi; Ascomycota; Eurotiomycetes; Eurotiales; Aspergillaceae
Product: Zn(II)2Cys6 transcription factor
Exons: 3
Coding region: 103-2328 (741 amino acids)
Biological process (GO): regulation of DNA-templated transcription
Cellular component (GO): nucleus
Molecular function (GO): transcription cis-regulatory region binding; zinc ion binding; DNA-binding transcription factor activity, RNA polymerase II-specific
Source: RefSeq, a predicted model, not a curated record
CCAGGCGCCACCAGACAUUUCACCAUUUCACUUCGGUUGUCAAUUUUAAGACCCGGUCUAUACUGGUCGUUGUACCCGUGUUUCAUCUGGUUCUCGAUCAGGAUGGUGCCCACCAGCGCCAACGAAGGUCCAACCACCCGGCAAUCUACCCGGCCCGUGGCGCCAUCGGCGUGUGAGGCAUGCAGGAAACUUAAGAUGCGGUGCACUCGGAACAACCCCCUCCACAACUCACCGUGCGAUCGCUGCAUGCGCAACCAUCGGCCCUGCCGGAUUCCUCCAGCGCGGCCUCUGGGACGCAGACCCGGGGCGGUGGGCCGCUUCCAAGGCAUCGAGAAAGCAUACCGGAAAAUCCAGGCAGAACUCAGGAAGGGACCGACCCUGAUGCCUAAGGCUGCCACGCCAUACAAUACCCAGUCAUCGAGCCCCAGCGUAUGCGAACCGGAUGAUGGGCCCAUUUCGGCCAAUCCCUUGAACAGUUCCUCCCAUCUUCCCUCCGAGGGGCUCCCGGAUGGCCCUUCCCAGCCCAUCAGCAAUCCCCUUGCUUUGCUAGCGGACGCAUCUGAGGCUGUGCAUGCGGAUGCCUCUCAAGCAUCAAAGGAUAAUACCCGUGAAGGAAGAGAGAGAGAGUUACUAUCUCGGUCCGGAUGCGUCUCGUUGGGUCUUCAGCUCAGUCGAGAGAGUCUGGAGACUGGUCUGGACACUCUCUUUGCUUCCUCGGUCAAGCCUGGGCGAAGCUCAGACUACUUCAAACCGCCCGAUCCCAGCGCUUUUCGCGACAUUGGACCUGAUCUUGACCCGGUAGAGCUAGGACUGGUGACCAUGGAAGAAGCUCACUUUUUCUUCCCGAUUUACUUUGCUCGACUGCACCCUGUCAACGGCAUCUUGGAUCCCUUACUGCAUACCCCGGAAUAUGUCCGGUCGCGGUCCGCUCUCCUCUUCACCUGGAUCUUGGCUCUUACCGCGCAGUUCGCGAGCACUCAGUCUUCAUUGGCAAAGCGACUUCAGUUGCAUGGAGAGAAGCUUUCCCGACAUGUGCACACCUGUGGCUUGAAAUCGGUGGAGAUCGUCCAGGGGUAUUACAUUUCCUUACUCUCCGCAACCCCAGCGAAGACAUUAGCCGAGGAGAGGACUUGGCUCUACACCAUGUAUGCAUUUGGGACCGCUGCUGAACUCGGGUUGGAUCAACACUCGCGGCCGCGCGGAAGGGUCUUCGUAACCUCCGGUGAAGACCAAGCCCAUGAUGCUGGGGUUCGCCUUGAAGAGCAAGACCUACAAUGCCCACCGGGCUUUGGCAAUGAACAUCACGCCGAGAGCACAUAUUACCAGCGGCUUACCAGAAACCGGGAACGCACUUGGUUUCGGAUAUUACUCUGGGAACGAGCAAACAGUGCUGCGCGUGGCCGCAUCAACCCUAUUCCCGACACGAAGCUCAUCGCGGGUAUUGAAACCUGGUGGAAACAUCCGGUAGCUGAUGCAGCCGACAAGCAUACGUGUGCUUUUAUCCUACUGCGCCGCCGUCUGGCUUCAAUCCAUGCCGAAUUACAGGCACACGCUGCCGCUCCACCGGAUGAUCCGCACUGGAUGAAAAGACUCGUUGACGAGAGGCUACAGAGGUGGUGCGACGAGUGGCUUCCCGUGCCAUACAAUGCAGCCAAACCGUCCGAGCAACUUGCCUCGAUAUUCCUCUACUAUGUGUACCUGCACAAUCGACUCUGGAUUCUGUCGUUUGCUCUUCAGGACUCGGAGAACCGCACCGGUAAUAGACACAUCGAGGCCAUCCGACAGGACUGUCUUCAAGCGGCGGUUCAUACCUGCGAGGUCGCAGUCCGCGACCUGCAGAUGGUCGGCGAGCCCCUGUAUUGCAUGCUCGCGCCCACGUGGGCGAUGAUCUCAUACGCUGCGGUCUUAGCACUGAAGCUCUUUCAUCAGGUGCAUGGUACUCAACCGGCAGGGGAUAUAGAGCUACUCGCCCUUUUGUCGCAGGUGGCUUUGCAGCUUGAGCGUGCCGGAACCACGCCGCCCCAUCGCUUUGGUAUCGCGGCCUUGCUGGGAGAACACCUUCUGGGCAUUCUUAGGACUAGGGCUGCAUUGACAAGAGGUGUUCAGCAGAGUGUGGUGGAAGAUUCCUUGCCGAGGUAUGAUUCAGGGCAUCCUGCUGCGGCACUACCGGAAGACUCGGGUAAUCUGGCUAUCUAUAAUGCGCAGGAACCAGUCUCCGACCCCUGGUUCACAGAUGCCUCAGCAGCGAUGAGCUACGACUUGACUGAGGAUAGUUUCGGUGAUAUGUUCCGGGAAAUUUUCGGUCCCGGCUUUGCGGAUUCCUUUUGAUCGCAUUUCCUGCCGAUGGGUGACAGCAUGCAGCUACUGCAUGAGAGAGUGCCAACCUUGCCACAAUAAUGCUUCAAAUCAAGCUAUGGCCUGUUUGGCUGCAAUUGAGUUUGCUUAGGCAGGUUUCAGGUGCGUAUUUGAGUUUGUCAAACCU